Molecule: messenger RNA, 1172 nt
Organism: Eruca vesicaria subsp. sativa (arugula)
Lineage: Eukaryota; Viridiplantae; Streptophyta; Magnoliopsida; Brassicales; Brassicaceae
Source: the annotation of a GenBank genome assembly
ACAUAACGUAAUAAAGAGAGAGAGGGGAGCAUAAGCGCAUUAGAUACGUAACGAUCCACAUAAGACCCGUACUUCACUUUGAUUCUCUCAAUCUCUCUUCAUUUUCUUUUAUUUAUUAUUUUCUUGUGUGAAUUUUGAUCGAAUAAGAAAUGAAGCUUGAGUAUUUGGAUUACAUACUGGUGCCACUAGGGAUGGGUUUGAUGGUAUUCUAUCAUCUCUGGCUUCUCCAUCGCAUUAUCCACCGUCCAUCGUCCACCGUGGUUGGCCUCAACGCCUUCAACCGCCGCCUCUGGGUCCAAGCCAUGAUGGAGGAUUCCUCAAAGAACGGCGUUUUAGCGGUUCAAACGUUAAGAAACAACAUAAUGGCGUCAACUCUAUUGGCAUCAACCGCGAUAAUGUUGUGUUCACUAAUCGCGGUACUGAUGACCAGCGGUACAGGAGAACGAUCGGUCUGGUUUGUGUUUGGAGACAAAAGCGAUAAAGCCUUCUCGAUCAAGUUUUUCUCAAUCCUCGUUUGCUUUUUAGUGGCGUUUCUUCUCAAUGUCCAAUCAAUACGUUAUUACAGCCAUGCAAGCAUCCUCAUCAAUGUCCCUUUCAAACAACUCAUGGCUGCUUCUGCGGGUGGUCAUAAUCGUGGUAGUCUAAUGAUAAAUCAAGACUAUGUGGCUGCAACGGUUAACCGUGGGAGCUACUUUUGGUCCUUAGGACUAAGAGCGUUCUACUUCUCAUCGCCUUUGUUCCUAUGGAUCUUUGGUCCCAUCCCGAUGUUCAUAACUUGUUGCGUUCUUGUUUCUUUGUUGUACUUGCUUGAUUUAACAUUCGACUCGAUGGAUUGUAGCGUUGGGGUUGCAGACGUGGAGGAGACUGAGAGUAGAAGCUUAGCUGACAAUGUGUAGUAAGUAGUCGAGAGACUGAGAGUUAUGUUUAGUGGUGGUUUUAUAAAGUUGUAACGAAUCAGGUUCAAUGGUUGUUGAACCGUCUCAACGAGUUAUUCUGUUGCUCAGUGAAUAAAACGUUAUCAUCUCCAAGACUCUAAUGUGAGAUAUAUAAUCUAAUUAACCGUUAUUAAAUUGUUAAUAUGGUAAAGUGUUGCGUGUGAGUUUUUCUUCUUUUGUCGGAAGCAUAUUCCCAAUACUUUUACCGAGUACUAUGAGGUCAUAUUUUAUUUGUUU